Messenger RNA from Ctenocephalides felis (cat flea), 3630 nucleotides. RefSeq names its product ubiquitin-like modifier-activating enzyme 1 (gene Uba1). Bases 142 to 3267 code for a protein of 1041 amino acids. The record is from RefSeq and is a predicted model, not a curated record. The transcript is spliced from 9 exons. Gene Ontology annotation, cellular component: cytoplasm; SUMO activating enzyme complex. Gene Ontology annotation, molecular function: SUMO activating enzyme activity. NCBI's taxonomy places the organism in Eukaryota, Metazoa, Arthropoda, Insecta, Siphonaptera, Pulicidae. Gene Ontology annotation, biological process: protein sumoylation.
CGCGGAGUCUGCGCUUUGGUGACUUUAGCUUCAAAUUUUUUUCUAGUGCAAAAUUAAUUUUAUUUAAAGUUUCGUUGAAGCCGGACCGAAAAUAAGCGAGUCAGUGGAAAUUGUGAAUUAUUUCGUUUUUUUUGGUGCCUGAUGUCGAGUACUGGAGUGGGCAAUAAUUCCGUUGACCCCCCGUGUAAGAAGCGUAAGCUUGAGACCGGUGACUCGGACAGUGUUUUCUCCAACAUGUCGAACAAUGGAUUGUCCUCCGACGCUCCUGCAGAAAUCGACGAGAGCCUUUAUUCGAGGCAGCUUUACGUCCUGGGGCACGAUGCCAUGCGACGUAUGGCCACCUCGGAUGUGUUGAUUAGUGGAUUAAAUGGACUCGGUGUCGAAGUGGCCAAAAAUGUCAUCUUGAGUGGCGUCAAAUCAGUGACAUUACAUGACGAUGCAGUUUGUUCAGUGGCCGAUUUGUCUUCGCAGUUUUAUUUGACGGAAAACGAUAUCGGAAAAAAACGUGGCGAGGCUUGUCAUCGGCGUUUGGCGGAGCUCAAUAAUUACGUUUCUACGAAAUUGCACACGGGGCCGCUUACCGAAGAAGUCAUUAAACAGUUCAGAGUAGUUGUACUAUGUGGCCAACCAUUAUCAGAACAGUUGAGAAUCUCGGCAAUCGCCCAUCCAUUGGAUAUUGCUUUGAUUGUGGGUGAUACCAGAGGCCUUUUUGCUCAAGUAUUCUGCGACUUGGGUGAUAAAUUUACUGUCGUUGACACUACUGGAGAACAACCAGUCAGUGCCAUGAUUGCUAACAUCAGUCGUGAUGAAGAAGCUUUGGUCACUUGCCUGGAUGACACCAGACAUGGUAUGGAGGACGGAGAUUAUGUCAGGUUCACAGAGGUACAAGGAAUGACUGAAUUAAAUGACCGCGAGCCCAUGAAAAUUAAAGUUUUGGGCCCUUACACCUUCAGCAUUGGCGACACCAGAAAUAUGUCAGAGUACACAAGAGGUGGUGUAGUGGUCCAAGUAAAAAUGCCUAAAGUUUUAUCAUUCAAACCUUUGGAGGAAGCUAUGAAAGAACCUAACUACGUUAUAACUGAUUUUGCAAAAUUCGAACAUCCUGCUCAAUUGCAUAUUGCUUUUGAAACAUUACACCGUUACAUUGAGUUGAAUGGAAAUAGCCCUAAACCAUGGUGCAGGGAAGACGCUGAGAACUUCUUGAAGAUGGCUAAGGAAAGCAAAUUAGCAGAUGGUGUUGAAGUUGAUGAAAAGCUUUUAUCAAUAUUUGCUAAGGUUUCCAGUGGUGAUUUGAGCCCUAUGAAUGCUACUGUCGGUGGUAUUGUUGCCCAAGAAGUUAUGAAAGCUUGCUCAGGAAAGUUCAGUCCAAUAUUACAAUACUUAUACUUCGAUGCAAUUGAAUGUUUACCAGAAGAUUUGAGUGGUCUCACAGAAGAGGCUUGCAAACCAACUGGCUCUCGGUAUGACAAACAAGUUGCAGUUUUUGGAAGAGAUUUCCAAAAAACUAUUGGAGCCCUCAAAUAUUUCAUUGUUGGUGCUGGUGCUAUUGGAUGUGAAUUGCUUAAAAAUUUUGCUAUGGUGGGAAUUGGAGCUGAUGGCGGUGAAGUCACUGUUACUGAUAUGGAUCUUAUUGAAAAAUCCAAUCUUAAUAGACAGUUUUUGUUCCGUCCGUAUGAUGUGCAGUCUCCUAAAUCGGUUACAGCCUGUAAAGUUAUCAAAACAAUGAACCCCCUGAUGAAUGUUGUAUCCCACGAAAACAGAGUUGGACCUGAAACUGAACAUAUUUAUGAUGAUUCAUUCUUUGAGCGUUUAGAUGGUGUUGCAAAUGCAUUGGAUAAUGUUGAUGCGAGAAUUUAUAUGGAUCGAAGAUGUGUUUAUUAUCGCAAGCCUCUAUUAGAAUCUGGUACUUUGGGCACCAAAGGAAACACACAGGUUGUUGUUCCCUUCCUGACAGAAUCUUACAGUUCCUCUCAAGAUCCACCCGAGAAAAGUAUACCAAUUUGUACAUUGAAAAACUUUCCUAAUGCUAUUGAACAUACAUUACAAUGGGCCAGAGAUGCAUUUGAAGGGCUAUUCAGACAAAGUGCUGAAAAUGCUUCACAGUAUUUGGGAGACAGCAAUUUUAUGGAUCGAGUGCUAAAGUUGCCUGGUGUACAACCUCUUGAAGUACUAGAAAGUGUAAAGGUUGCUUUAUUAGAUGAAAGACCUGCCAAUUUUGAAGACUGUGUCAAAUGGGCCCGAUUGCAUUUCCAAGAACAGUAUUCCAAUCAAAUUCGUCAAUUGCUAUUCAACUUUCCACCUGAUCAGCUGACAUCCACCGGUCAAUCAUUCUGGUCUGGACCGAAACGUUGUCCUGAUCCAAUAACUUUUGACGUAAAUGAGUCCUUGCAUUUAGAUUAUAUUUUAGCGGCUGCUAAUUUGAAGGCUGAAGUUUAUGGAUUGGAACAAAACCGCGACAGAGCUGCUAUAACCGAGAUGGUUUCCAAAAUUAAGGUUCCCGAAUUUAUUCCAAAAUCUGGUGUUAAGAUAGCAGUCACAGACGCUCAGUUACAAUCUAAUGGUGAUAAUAUGGACCAUGAUAAAAUAUCACAACUGCAAACAGAGCUAGCAGAAUUAUCCAAUCUUACUAAAAUCAAAAUAACACCAUUAGAAUUUGAGAAAGACGACGAUACAAAUCUGCACAUGGACUUCAUUGUUGCAGCUUCUAAUCUGAGAGCCACAAACUACAAGAUUCCGUUGGCAGAUAGGCAUACCUCAAAAUUAAUAGCAGGAAAAAUUAUUCCAGCCAUUGCUACGACAACAUCGGUCAUUGCAGGUUUAGCUUGUUUGGAAUUGUACAAGUUAGCACAAGGAUUCAAAGAACUCACCAGAUACAAAAACGGUUUUGUAAACUUAGCCUUGCCUUUCUUCGGUUUCUCUGAACCAAUUAGUGCACCAAAAUUAUCUUACUACGAUAAGGAAUGGACAUUAUGGGACAGAUUUGAAGUUGAAGGAGAAAUGACACUGCAAGAGUUCCUAGAUUAUUUCAAGCGCGAACACAAACUUGAAAUUACAAUGCUUUCUCAAGGUGUUUGUAUGCUGUACUCGUUCUUCAUGGCUAAAGCCAAGUGUCAAGAAAGGUUAGGUUUGAAAAUGUCCGAAGUCGUCAAGCGCGUUUCAAAGAAGAAACUGGAACCUCAUGUUCGUGCUCUGGUGUUCGAAUUAUGUUGUAAUGACGAAGAAGGAGGUGAUGUUGAAGUUCCAUAUGUUCGUUACACUCUGCCGUAGUUUAAAGUAUCUAGCUUGUAGAAUAUGUAAGUAAAUUUAAAUUACACUAAACUUAUUUUAAGCAUUAAUGAAUUUUGUAUGCAUACACUUUUGUAUGUUUUUACCUAAUAUCAUUUGGCAUAUAUAUUUAUAUAUUUGUUUGCUUUUCACAUGAAUACAUGGCUGCAAAAAGAAAAAAAUAUGAAUUUUUAGAUUAAUUUAGAGAGACUAAUGUUUGAUUAUUUUUAUUAUUGCCGCCUUUCUGGCAGGAGAACAAGUGCUCUUCUAGCAAAACUUUGGCAUUAGACUGAAUAUCAUACAAAAAGUAUCUGUGAUUUUGGUUUAUUAAUUUGGAAAAUACAGAUAAUCAAAUGUUUUGAACUA